Molecule: messenger RNA, 558 nt
Organism: Achroia grisella
Lineage: Eukaryota; Metazoa; Arthropoda; Insecta; Lepidoptera; Pyralidae
Exons: 4
Coding region: 1-558 (185 amino acids)
Source: RefSeq, a predicted model, not a curated record
AUGACGGCCUAUUUGUUCAAUGUUAUGAUCAUUUGGAUUUUUAUAUAUAUAAUAGGUGUAUAUUCUGCCGGAACUAGUGGGAGAUCUGGUCCUUAUAAGUCUACAUUGAUAACAGCACGACGCUGUGUGAAAACAAAAGUACCAUAUGAAAAAGAACGGACGGCCAUAGCAAAUCUGGAGCUCUAUAACACUUCUACAGCAGUUAAUUUGAUGAGGGGAAACUUUACUGUAUUCAAGGAGACCAAGCAUUUGAAGGGUACAGCCAAACACUACCAAUGGGUGAAUAAGAAAUGGACGCCGAGUUUAGUUCUUCGUCAAGACGGCUGUGGUGGUAUUUUUGUUACCAUCCUCGUAUCCGCUAUAGGAGUUAAAUAUGACUCUAAGAACUGCGUAGUAUCAGUUGGUAAUUAUUUCUUCAAAGACUUGGAUUCUAACAAAGUGGCACACAUGUGGCUACCUACAAAGGAGUACGGGAGAGCUCUGUGGAAGGUCGAAGCCUUCAGUACUGACGGCUUGGUGGAUUGCUGGGACUUCACGGAAAUCGUUGAACCAAUAUAG